AUGGCAGGUACGAUACGGCCGAAUGAGAUGAAUGUCGCGACGACGCCGACUCUCUCCUCGGGCACCUUGCCCAACCUCAUGACCCUCCAGACGGACCUCAGCAAGAAACCCAGUGUGCCACGAAGCCCGCGCAUAGAUGUCGAGCCCCUAUAUGCGGCUGUCAAGGGCGCUAUCAGCGACGCCGAAUGGACAGUGUACAAGAAAACCCUCUCUUUCUUUCUUCUCGGCAAUCUCAACCAGGAAGAACUCUCCCAGAAGCUAUCCAAGAUCUUGACCACGCCCGCCCUUGAACAUGCGCAUAAUGCCCUCUUCACAGCCAUCUAUGCGAACAUAUGGCGGGAUCCGCCAGAAGCUGGUAUUGCAAGCUGGGUCAGCAGCAGCGAUAAGCCGACGAGCGGGACGGUCAAGGGGACAGGGGAUGAGAGCGAGAAGCGGCUAAAACAUGAAGUUAUGCAACUCAGUCGGAGGGAAAGGAAGAGAUUAAAGGGCAUACCAGCGGGCGACAGCCCGUUGAGUACAGGCUUGGAGGGGGGGCUGAGUGUGGGCAUGACAGGACCGGUACAGGAGUAUGUCGAUGCUAGACGAGCGAAGCAGCUAGACAUUGGGCCCAGUAGCAACCAAGGCGGCGGAUUUGCAAAGACGAACUGGGAACUCGAAAUCCGCAAGCGCUACACGUCCGCCCUCUACGUCGAAACCCACGAAUUCCCCACGGCCAUGACAAUAUCCUACCGUCUCCUCCCGAUAUGCUACGAAUACGGCCUCCCCCAAGGCCACACGCCGGAUUGUCCCGACUACCUAAACAUCGCAACCGAAACGUACAUCAAAGAAGCCCUCGCAAACCUCCUCGGCAAGGUGUGCAGCAACGGCCCCGGCUACAUCCGCACGGGCGACUUCAAAAAGAAACAAGCACGAGAAGAACGGCUCGCGGAAAAGGGCGAGCUUAUGCGCGGUGCGGCGGGCGAACUCCCCAUCGAAGCCGAAGAGCGACGUAAAAGAAAACCGCUAUGCACAGAAGACUUGCGCCUCGCCCUCGAACUCGGCGAUGGCUACCUCGGCCAAACUCCAUUUAUCGCCGGCUCCAUCUUGCACAGUCGUUUCUUGGAUACGGAGGGCAUCGAAGACCUUUACGAUGGCUCUGCUUCUUCUUGUACUACUACUACUACUACUAAGCCCUUGACAAAUGGCACUGCGCACACCAACGGCGACGCCAAACAAGCCUUUGCACCCGAAACAUGGACUGUGGAUUUCGGAGACGCAAUCAUGGUGGAUGACGAGGUUGGGUUGCAUUGGCAAGGCGGCAGUGUCCAGGAUAUGGCGGAUAUGGAUGAGACGUUGGAGGAUAUAUUGAAUCUUGGGGAUUUGUGA
Messenger RNA from Bipolaris maydis ATCC 48331, 1365 nucleotides. RefSeq names its product transcriptional regulator of RNA polII, SAGA, subunit-domain-containing protein. Gene Ontology annotation, cellular component: SAGA complex. The record is from RefSeq and is a predicted model, not a curated record. NCBI's taxonomy places the organism in Eukaryota, Fungi, Ascomycota, Dothideomycetes, Pleosporales, Pleosporaceae. Gene Ontology annotation, molecular function: transcription coactivator activity. Gene Ontology annotation, biological process: regulation of transcription by RNA polymerase II.